GUGGCUUCUGGAGGUGAUGGGGUCUGCAGGAGUGAGGCCAGCCCCGGGAGGGGUGGGGCCAGCACGCUCCUCCCCCUGCAGGGAGCACCGGCCUUUCUCUGUCGGGGCUGUGGCUCUGGGACCACUUCCUCCUUCUUCACUCCGAUGCCAGGAGCAGGCCCGCUGCGCCCUCGGAAAGAACGCAGCAGGUUCCUGAUGUCUGAGCCCGCCUGAGAGCCCGGCGGGGGUGGCUGAGUGUGCUGACUGGAGGCCUCUCUCCCUGCCUCGGGGGACCCUGGGCGCCUGUAUGAUGGAGGGGGCGAGUGAGGAGAAGCUGGCAUCUGUGUCCAAUCUGGUGACUGUAUUUGAGAACAGCAGGACGCCAGGAGCAGCGCCCGGGGCCCACAGGCUGGCCGCGGCACACCAGCUCCCUGGGUGCAGGUCGCCCCCCGCUGCAGAACCGUGGGAGAAACCCAGCGUGGACGAGGCACUGGGGUCCGGUCCCAGGACGGUCAGCAGGAGGUACCUGAGCUCCCUGAAGAACAAGCUGUCCAGUGGGACCUGGAGGAAAUCUUGCCAGCCCACGACCUGCCCUGAGCCAGGAACACAGGAGCCCGAGGAGAAGAGGAUCGUCCGGGAGCUGCUGCAGACGGAGCAGGCCUACGUGGCACGCCUCCACCUGCUAGACCAGGUGUUCUUCCAGGAGCUGCUGGAGGAGGCCCGCAGCAGCAAAGCCUUCCCCGAGGAUGUGGUCAGGCUCAUCUUCUCCAACAUCUCCUCCAUCUACCAGUUCCACGCACAGUUCUUCCUCCCAGAGCUGCAGCGGCGGCUGGACGACUGGACAGCCACCCCCCGCAUCGGUGAUGUGAUCCAGAAACUGGCCCCCUUCCUGAAGAUGUACAGUGAGUAUGUCAAGAACUUCGAGCGAGCUGCUGAGCUGCUGGCCACCUGGACUGAGAAGUCUCCCCCCUUCCAGGAGGUUCUCACUCGAAUUCAGAGCAGCGAGGCCUCGGGCAGCCUGACCCUGCAGCACCACAUGCUGGAGCCCGUGCAGAGAAUCCCACGCUAUGAGCUGCUGCUCAAGGAAUACGUCCAGAAGCUGCCAGCCCAGGCCCCAGACCGGGCUGAUGCCCAGAAAGCCCUUGACUUGAUCUUCUCAGCCGCACAACACUCCAACGCAGCCAUCACGGAGAUGGAGCGGCUGCAGGAACUGUGGGAAGUGUACCAGCGCCUGGGCCUUGAAGACGACAUAGUGGACCCCUCCAACACCCUGCUCCGCGAGGGCCCGGUCCUCAAGAUCUCCUUCCGCCGCAAAGACCCGGUGGAGCGCUACCUGUUCUUGUUCAACAACAUGCUGCUCUACUGUGUGCCCAGGGUCAUCCAGGUGGGCGCCCACUUCCAGGUGAGGACCCGCAUCGACGUGGCGGGGAUGAAGGUGCGGGAGCUGACUGACGCCGAGUUCCCACACGCCUUCCUGGUGUCCGGGAAGCAGCGCACCCUGGAGCUGCAAGCCCGGUCCCAGGAGGAAAUGAUUUCCUGGAUGCAGGCCUGCCAAGCCGCCAUCGACCUCAUUGAGAAGCGGAAUGAAACCUUCAAGGCUGCAGUCCAGGGCUCUGAGGGAGCCGCCCAGGAGCAGGAGCUGCAGUCGGAGGAGCUGGGCCUGCGGGCGCCACAGUGGGUCCGGGACAAGAUGGUGACCAUGUGCAUGCGCUGCCGGGAGCCCUUCAACGCCCUGACGCGGCGCCGCCACCACUGCAGGGCCUGCGGCUACGUGGUGUGUGCCAGGUGCUCCGACUACCGAGCUGAACUCAAAUUUGACGACAACAGGCCCAACCGAGUCUGCUUCGACUGCUACACAUUCCUCACCGGAAAUGUGCUCCCUGAGGACAAGGAGGACAAGAGGCGGGGCAUCCUGGAGAAGGGGUCCGCGGCGGGGUCCGAGCAGAGCCUCGAGUGCAGCUUCCUGCAGCUCAUCGGGGACAAGUGGGGCAAGAGCAGCAGCCGGGGCUGGUGUGUGAUCCCCCGGGACGACCCCCUCGUGCUCUAUGUCUACGCUGCCCCUCAGGACGUGCGGGCUCACACCUCCAUCCCCCUGCUGGGCUACCAGGUGACCCCGGGGCCCCCGGGGGACCCCCGGGUGUUCCAGCUUCAACAGUCAGGCCAGCUGUACACCUUCAAGGCCGAAACUGAGGAGCUGAGGGAGCGCUGGGUGAAGGCCAUGGAGCGGGCGGCCAGCGGCUGGAGCCCCGGGGAACCCGAGGACGGGGACCUGUCGGACUGAGCCCCGCAGGCGCGCUCCCCUCAGAGCCUGGCUCUGCCACAGCUGUCCCGGGGCCUCUGGCCACCACCCCACACUGAGCUUGACACAGUCGAUUCUAGCUUUCUACGCCCAGACUGUGUCCUCAUUCAGUGACCGAGUGCCCCAGUGUGCCCAGGGGUGAGGGGUUCCUGGGACUGGGACUUUCAGUGGUAAAACCGGGAAAGUCCUAGGUCCCCCAGGACUGUUGAUCACCAGUGUGGUUCUCACCCUGGGCUGCACAUCAGGAUCACCUGGGAUCUUUAAAAUAUA
Molossus molossus (Pallas's mastiff bat) is the source of this 2548-nucleotide messenger RNA. It is a transcript of the gene FGD2, whose product is annotated as FYVE, RhoGEF and PH domain containing 2. The transcript has 16 exons. The record is from RefSeq and is a predicted model, not a curated record. NCBI's taxonomy places the organism in Eukaryota, Metazoa, Chordata, Mammalia, Chiroptera, Molossidae. Gene Ontology annotation, molecular function: guanyl-nucleotide exchange factor activity; metal ion binding. Gene Ontology annotation, cellular component: cytoplasm. Bases 287 to 2260 code for a protein of 657 amino acids. Gene Ontology annotation, biological process: cytoskeleton organization; filopodium assembly.